AUGAGCGCGUCGAGAAUAGGGCGAAGCGCGGUGAAAGCGGCCAAAGGGCAAGCACCCGGGCCGUUACGGGCACCCAAAACCACCAAAACCAGCCCAGCACCGCGGCAGACAAGCCCUCGGUUGCUCAAACGCGCGAACCCGCACCUGCAAAAUCUCAGCUCCGACUCUGCAACGGCGUUGCAAGCUCGCAUGUCUCCUAGGGCAAUGACCGUCUUAGGCGUCAGCGCCCUGGUUAUAAGCACCUACUGCGGCUAUCUCUACGCCUCAUACCGUCGCGAGGUGAACCAAGCGCAGUCCCUGACUGUUCCAGAGGACGUCUCUGACCGGUAUAACCAUACCGCGCGGACGUUCGACGCGGACGUUGAGCUCUCAGAGAAACUAAUGCGCCUGGGCGCGAAGCGCCGCGAUCUUGUGCGGCAGGCGCGAGGGAAUGUAUUGGAGGUCAGUUGUGGGACUGGCCGGAAUCUGGAGUACUACGAACUAGGAGAGAAACGGGGGAUUAUCGAUGAAAAGAGUCAAGUGGGCGUUCGAGGGUGCCGGACCGUUACAUUUGUGGAUUUGAGUCCGGAGAUGGUCGCGAUUGCGAGGGCGAAGUUUGAGAAACUCUAUCCUGGUUUCAUUGGGAGUGAGAAGGUUCAGUUCCGCGCGCAGGAUGCGAGGGAUGUUCCUCCGCCGUCAUUGUCGGCGUCGGGUUCGGUACUGCCAUCCGAGUCGCAAGGGCAAGGGCAGGGUAAGGGGCAAGGGUAUUACGACACGAUUGUGCAAACAAUGGGACUGUGCUCGAUGCCGGACCCUGCGGGGGCCCUGCGGCACCUAGGGACGAUCACAGAACCGCAGCAUGGCCGCAUCCUGCUCUUAGAACAUGGCCGAUCGCAUUACGACUGGCUGAAUCGCGUGCUGGAUAAUCUGGCCCCCGCGCAUGCGGACCGACAUGGGUGUUGGUGGAACCGUGAUAUCGGACAGAUUGUUCGAGAUAGCGGCUUGGAGAUUGUCGAGGAGGAGCGCUACCAUUUCGGGACAACGUGGAGAUUUGUUUUGAGGCCCAAGCGGACGUAG
Aspergillus nidulans FGSC A4 is the source of this 1056-nucleotide messenger RNA. Its product is annotated as class I SAM-dependent methyltransferase. The transcript is spliced from 2 exons. Bases 1 to 1056 code for a protein of 351 amino acids. The record is from RefSeq and is a predicted model, not a curated record. NCBI's taxonomy places the organism in Eukaryota, Fungi, Ascomycota, Eurotiomycetes, Eurotiales, Aspergillaceae.